Messenger RNA from Alligator sinensis (Chinese alligator), 1902 nucleotides. It is a transcript of the gene NFATC2IP, whose product is annotated as nuclear factor of activated T cells 2 interacting protein. The record is from RefSeq and is a predicted model, not a curated record. Gene Ontology annotation, biological process: positive regulation of transcription by RNA polymerase II; cytokine production. The transcript has 10 exons. Lineage: Eukaryota; Metazoa; Chordata; Crocodylia; Alligatoridae. Gene Ontology annotation, molecular function: protein binding. Bases 1 to 1272 code for a protein of 423 amino acids.
AUGGUGCACGACCACAGGGCACCGGUCCGGUGUCACUUCCAGGAUGAGGCCCAAGACAUCAGCGGGGAGCCUGAGUCCUGGGAGAUCCGGCUGUCGGGGAUCCAGGUGUUGCUGCACUGGGACCCAACGGAGGAGGUGCCCUUUGCCCACUGGGACCCAACGGAGGAGGUGCCCUUUGCCGUCCAGCUGCGGGAUCCACCGCAUCCAGUGGGAAAGCCUGGGAGCGGUCGGAGCCGAGUGACUACAGGGGAGCGAAGGGGGCACCGCUGGGGCAGGGAUCGGGAGCAGGGAGCACUGCCAGGGUGCGGGGCGUGGGCUCUGACCGCUCUUGUCCCGCAGGCCAUGGGGGCCCCCCCACAGCAGGGCCGGAGGCCGCCGCCAGAGUCCGGCAGUGACAGUGACAGCGACAGCGACAUGGAGCUGAAGAACGUGUGCCCGCGCCGCACAGGGGGCAGCAACAGGGACACAAGGGUGGCAGCGCCCCCUCGCCCCAAGCGUCGGCGCCUCCCGCCCAGCGCCAGGGUUAUAGCUGUGCCCGUCUACUCCAGCAAGGUGAACAGGAGCUUCCAGCUGUGCCCCCUAGAAGUGCCCCCCUCUAUCUGGGAGAGAGGUAAGGGGGGCUAUUGGGGGGGGCUGCGCCGCGGCUGCACGCGCCACCCCAUCCGGGCGGUGGAACAGCAGCUGCAGGACCUGAGCUCGCUGCUGUCGGCAGCUCAGCGCAGCCUGCGCACAGAGCCUGAUGCUGACGUGGUGCUCUUGGAGGCGCCUGCCCCCGUGCCCGCCAGCCCCCUGCUGCGCCUCAAGGUGCGGUGCCGCGGCCAGCUGCACCGCCUUCCCCUUGGCCCGACGCAGCCGCUGCAGCGGGCGGCUGAGCAGCUGGCACAGCUCCUGGGCGUGCCACCCUCCCGUGUCCUGCUGCUGUGGCACGACCGCCUGCUGGAGCCCAGUGCCACCCCCCGUGCCCUAGGCCUGGGCGUGGCUGACAUCCUUGACUGCGUGGUGGAGCCGGUGGACAGUGGUGCCGGGGGGCAGGCACCCCCCCCUUCCGACGAGCUCAGCCUGACAGUGCGGGGUCGUGACCCAGGCUCCCAGUUCACGCUCAGCGUGCCCAAGACGGCGCCACUGUCCGGACUGAUGGGGCGGUACCGCGCAGCAGCUGGGCUGGACGCGGCACCACUGCGCUUCGUCUUCGACGGCCGCCUCCUGCCGCCCUCGGACACCCCUGAGCAGCUGGGGCUGGAGCCUGGCGACGUCAUUGAGGCCUGGAACUAGCUCUGCCAACCCUGCCGUGAUGUCAUUGGAGGCUGGACCUGGCCCCGCCCACCCUGCGGGUGACAUCAGCAAGUUUGGACCUAGUUACACUCAUCUGCCAGUGAUGUCUUUGAGACCUAGGCCUACCCAGGCAGUGACAUCAUCAGGGCCUGGCCUUUGCCCCACCUACCAUGCUGAUGAUGUCAUCAGGGUGUGACUACAUCUUAGCCUGUUAUGUCAUCCUUGCUUCCCUGUCACCAGCCUAGCCCCAACUGCCCACUGGGAAAUCCCCACCUGUGCUGUGACCCAUUAGUACUGCCAUUUAAGGCCUGCAGUGGGCCAGGUUCCCCUCCUGUACACCGUGAUGUCAUCAGGGCCCGGCUGAUGUAACAGGGUAUUGGGCCUCAGCUCCUAUGCACCUCCCCUUUGGCUUUGGGCCCCUUCCUGCAGAGUGUGUGUGACAUCAGACCCCACCCACUGUCAGGAUUCCCUCUUUCACAUCACUUCAGACUUCGGUGCGGCCCAGACCUGGGCAGGGGUUGGUGGGUGGCCACAAUGAUGUCACAGCACUGCUUCUCCCCCGGUGCCAUCACCUGGGGUAGCUCCGCCCCCUGGCCUCCAUGCAUAUGAAUAAAUGACAUAUGAAUUGGC